Molecule: messenger RNA, 1581 nt
Organism: Diprion similis
Lineage: Eukaryota; Metazoa; Arthropoda; Insecta; Hymenoptera; Diprionidae
Product: neurotrimin-like
Exons: 8
Coding region: 16-1227 (403 amino acids)
Cellular component (GO): neuron projection
Source: RefSeq, a predicted model, not a curated record
GUCCUCGACGUCGCGAUGCUCGGUUACACCUUCUUGGCGAUCUGCAUUGCAUCGUGGGUUUCGGCGCUGAUUGAUCCGGCACCAGUUUUGCCCAAGUUUGGAAAGCCUUUGGAUAAUCUGACCGUUUCCGUUGGUCGUGAGGCCACCUUCACCUGCAUCGUCGAGGAUCUUGGUCUCUACAAGGUGGCGUGGCUCCGAGUCGACACGCAGACCAUUCUAACGAUAGCCAGUCACGUGAUCACAAAGAAUCACCGGAUCGCAGUGACGCAUAGCGGGCAUCGCACGUGGUCCCUGCACAUACGUGACACGCGAGAAACGGACCGUGGUUGGUACAUGUGCCAGGUCAACACCGACCCGAUGUCCAGCAACACGGGCUUCCUGGAUGUCGUCGUGCCCCCGGACAUCCUGGACUACCCAACGAGCACGGAUAUGGUCGUCCGCGAAGGCAGCAACGUGACGCUUCGGUGCGCCGCUACCGGGACUCCAACACCCUCGGUGACGUGGCGCCGAGAGGACGGCAAUCCUAUAAUUGAGUUCAGCACGCAGGAAGCUACGAGCACCGAAGGUCCGGAAUUGGAGAUAGUGCGCGUCAGCCGGCGUCACAUGGGUCCGUACCUCUGCAUCGCGUCGAACGGAGUUCCACCGACCGUCAGCAAACGGAUAGUCCUCAUCGUGCACUUCCCACCGAAGGUUUGGGUUGGAAAUCAAUUGGAGGGUGUUUACGAGGGCCAAACAGUGACGCUUUCCUGUCACAGUGAGGCAUUUCCGAGGCCCAUUACCUACUGGACCAGGCCCACAAAUGAGAUCAUCAGCAACGAUGACAAGUUCAAAAUUGCCUCAAGCUCCACGGGCUACGAGAGCAUGAUGCAGUUAACGAUUCGAGCUGUGCAGUCACAGGAUCUUGGAACGUUUAAGUGCGUCGCUAAAAACGCUCUUGGUGAAACAGAGGGUACAAUUAAAUUAAACAGGAUUGCCGCGCCGUCAACAACGCACAGACCGAACGCGAGAAGAGAGUCAAAAAAAUCCUGGAUAAGUGAAUUUAAUCAGGAGAAAAAGGCCGCCGCGACGAAGGGCAGCUCAAGUGGAAACGGUAUCGAGAACGCAGACGGGGACGAGGAGCCAACAGAUUUUGAUUCGGCGACGGCAUCGUCAACGAUGAGUCGCCAUCUAGCCAUUCUUGGAAUGGCAACAAUCAUCACAAUUCUUGGGGCAAGAUUGCCGACAUAAUUUUAAUUAGCGUUUAAAAUUUAAAAAAAUGUUGGUAAUUUUGUAUGCGUAAAUCCAAUGAUUAAGUACAACACGUGUAAGUGUACGUGAAUUUGUGCGAGACGUGUUUGAAAAGGUUAGAAGGAGAAAUUAUCACACGAAAGAAAGUCUUGGGAACUGCGUAGACAUUUCAAAGCACGUGUGUUUGUUUUCAAACUGAUCGUGAAUCAAUUUUGUUCACCAAACUACUUCAGAUGUUGAUAGAUAAGUCUUGAGCAAAGUAUCAGACACUGUUUUUUAGAUCCAACUUCACGUACGGAAGUGAGCUAGUAUGAUGCUAGAAAUUUUUUCUCAAAAUUAGUAGCCAAAAAUAUU